Molecule: messenger RNA, 1632 nt
Organism: Trichoplax adhaerens
Lineage: Eukaryota; Metazoa; Placozoa; Uniplacotomia; Trichoplacea; Trichoplacidae
Exons: 16
Coding region: 1-1632 (543 amino acids)
Source: RefSeq, a predicted model, not a curated record
AUGGCUAUCACACUAGUAUACGACGACAACAUUUAUGUAAAGCUGACGAAGUAUUGCUUAGACGGUAGAAAUAAGUCUUAUCUUAGUACUUCUCAUCAGUGUGGAAUACGAUCUAGUGAUAUCGAAUUAAAAAUCGAUCGUUUGCAUCAAAAUACCUUGCCUCCUACAAUCGAAAGUAUUAAAAGUAUAUCAGGAGCACGAGAUGCUAUGGAAUUAGCAAUACAAAUUAAAACAGAUGAAUUAGGUUUCAUUAUUAACGUUAGCAGUAAAGAUUAUGAUAAUGUCCUAUAUAACGUUCUUGUAAAAGCGAUAACGACUAAGGCUAUUUUACAAUUAAUUGUUAUCGAUGGCUGUCUAAAUGUACGGAUGGUAAUGGCUGACGAAUUCGAAGCAAAAAUUGAAGUCCGAGCAAAAGAUCUACCUGAAGAUACAAUUAGUGAACAUUUACUAGAUUCCAUCCGUUGUGCUGUAAAAGAUGUUGUACUAAAUGCUGUACCAACAGUAAUUCUAAAAAAUCCACUUGUAACAAGUCCUCCAAUCAAUUCACAAUUUAAGUUUGAUCAACUGAAAAGUCGAAGAGAAUCACUACGGACGGUACCAGUAGAUGGGCGCAUAAUUAUAACAGUUAUUUCUGCGUGUGGGCUAAUUGCUAAACAUAAUCACGGUCAUAGCUGCCCUUAUUGCGUUAUUAAAAUGGAUUCUACUGUUUAUAGAACUAAAAUUGUGCGAUUAACAGCGGAUCCCGUAUUUAAUGAGCAUUUUGUCUUCGAGACAAAUAGCAAGAGUGGAGAUAUUACUUUUGAUAUGUAUAGCAGUGAUACGCUGGCAAAAGAUACUUUUCUUGGGCGCACAUCUGUAUCCUUAUUAGCAAUUCAAGCUUCAGAAGGUCAAAUGCAUGCAAAACUUCCAUUAUCUGGUUUAAAACCGAAUGAUAAUAUUACUGGUUAUUUAAAUGUUGAGUAUUCUUUUAAGCCUGUUGUUGCUGCUAAUGGUUCUGCUAUUCCGACGAAUAAGUUAGAAAUACCUCCCAGAAGUCGAAGAAAUUCGCAGUCAGAAGUUUCGAUUUGUUCAUCUUAUGGGGGUAUCCAGUUCGAUAUUACUGAUACGUCCACAAAGACUUUAGCCAAGUCUGAAAUUGAUAACGUUAGUGUCAAAAGUCAAGCUGAUACCGAUAAGAACAGCGUCGAUGAUCAAGAAAAGGAUAAAGAUAGACAUAAUGUAGAUUAUUCUCAGGGAAUUGGUUUUACCAUUCCUAAGGAUCGUAGUACUGGUAAUUUUUUGAAACGUGCAUUUUCAACUCGUAAGAAAAAAGUACGCGAUUCGACUGUAAAUAGUAACUCUAAUAUGUUGUCUAAGCCGAAUGAAGUUGUAGUCCCUGACAUGGGUCGACCCAUGAGCCAUACAUCCCUAGAUAAACUCAAUAAAGGUUCAAUAGCUUCUUCUGCAAAUAGCCAUGAUCAAGUUAGCGUUCUCUCUAACACAAGUUCGAUUAACAAAGCUAUGUCUAAACUUAGUUAUUCACCAAACGGGUAUUCAUCACUUGUGAUGGAAACAACAGAAAAUGACAGACCAAGAUCAUCGUGUAACAUUGAUAUUUUAGGCUUAAAAUUUGGUAGCUUAUGUUGGAUUUGA